AUGAUGAUUGGAUGACUUCUUUUGCCCAACCUAACGUAGACCAGAGUGGACCUCGAUCUGCUGGAGCUGAUACCGGCGUGGUAUAAAAUUUCGUACUUUUUUUACUUGAUUUUUGAAUCAAUACAAGAAAAAUGGUUGAACAACAAAGAAAAAGGAUUGAGGACACCAUGACUAAAAUGGUUGAGGAGAUUGACAGGACUUAUCUUAGGAAGAUGCAGGGUGAAAUGCAUUUGUGUGCAGCAAAGUGCUGCAGUAAUGGAACGCAAAGUGUACAAAGUGUACACAGUUGCGUGGAACAAUGUAGUACAACAUUAAACAAGGCACAACAAUAUGUUCAAGGAGAGCUCGAGAGAGUACAAAACCGAUUACAACGUUGUGUUAUGGAAUGUAAUGAUAAUAUCCGUACAGAGAUGGGUCCAAAUCCCACGCAAGAUGAAGUGAACAAGUUUAGUGAACAAUUUGAAAAAUGUGCAACUAAAUGUGUUGAUACAUACUGUGACUUAUUACCUUCUUUAGAGAAGACUAUGAAAAAAGUAUUAGAUAGUAAACGAUUUGAUCAAUGAGACCAUCCAUAUAGAUAACAUAUGUAUAUUGAAUAGCAAAGACAAAAAUCUGUCAUCGCUUCAGUUGGUAAAUAUAUUUUGAAGAGUCCCUGGCCACACGGUCUUUAGAAUGUUUAAAGUCUAAUGUAUAAAGAUUGUUCAUAAUAUUGUAUGAUACUAUACCUGUAAAUACAAAUUACAAUGAUCCAACCAA
Cephus cinctus (wheat stem sawfly) is the source of this 756-nucleotide messenger RNA. RefSeq names its product protein FAM136A-like. The coding region runs from base 132 to 563 and encodes 143 amino acids. Lineage: Eukaryota; Metazoa; Arthropoda; Insecta; Hymenoptera; Cephidae. Gene Ontology annotation, cellular component: cytoplasm. The transcript is spliced from 2 exons. The record is from RefSeq and is a predicted model, not a curated record.